ACUUUGAUUGACCUGUUUGGUGAGUUCCACUGACAAAAGAGGAAACACGGGCGCGGAUAAGUGCAGACGCCUGUUGCUUCUCGAUGUCGAGGGCUCUCAGAGGAAAGGAAGUGAUGCUCCGCUUGGUCCUGCUCGCUUUGCUCAUCGGCACCUGUGCCGGUGCCGGGGAGCAAGCCAGAAGGAAGGCUGUGAAAGCCAAGUCCCUGUCUAGAGGAUGGGGGAGAAAUAUUACCUGGGUGAAGGACUAUGAAGAGGGCCUGUUGAUUUCGUCCGUCAAUAAGAAGCCGCUGAUGGUCAUCCAUCAUCGAGAGGACUGCCCGCACAGCGAAGCACUGAAGAAGGCGUUCGUGGCCGAGAAGAACAUCCAGAAAAUGGCCAAACAGAACUUCAUCAUGGUCAACCUGGUGGAGGAGCCUGAGGACAAGAACAUGUCCCCCGAUGGCUACUAUGUUCCUAGAAUACUCUUCGUUGAUCCGUCCAUGAGGGUGCGCAUAAACAUUGUAGGAAAGUACGAAAACCGCCUCUACGCGUACGAGCCCACUGACAUGGAAAUAUUGGCCCAAAACAUGAAGAAAGCCAAAGUCCUGCUGCACACUGAGCUGUAGCCUGUGACGCCUCUGCAGCCUCCAGUCAUACUGGGAGCUGCUCACUGGUCAAGUGUUUACCAGCUGCUCAGAGCUCAAUAAACAAUGUCAGUAAACAAUAAGCAAA
Molecule: messenger RNA, 711 nt
Organism: Platichthys flesus (European flounder)
Lineage: Eukaryota; Metazoa; Chordata; Actinopteri; Pleuronectiformes; Pleuronectidae
Gene: agr1
Product: anterior gradient 1
Exons: 8
Coding region: 84-605 (173 amino acids)
Cellular component (GO): endoplasmic reticulum
Source: RefSeq, a predicted model, not a curated record